AUGGUUCAGAUCAAUUUCCAUGAAAUUCCACUCAGAGAUUCCUUUAAAUUUCAGAUUUUUCUUUGCAUUAAACCAGAAGAAGGCAAAGAAGGGAUUGAAUCACUAGGAAGGAUGGAAAGGAAAGAGGCAAAACAUAUUGGAAAUGGGCUGACAGUGGUUUUUGAAGAAAAAAGGAAUAGGAAAGAGAAUUGUGGGCAAGAAUCAAUGAAUCAUAUAAAGAUGGUUUCAGAUGAAGUAGUAGGGCCUCUUGAUCUCCCUUUCCUUGGAUUUCCAUUCUGGUUUCCUCUACCUUUGGGAUCAAUUCCAGACUCCACUCUCGUUCUGGCUGUAAGGGAAAAUGUGGAGUUGGUGGAGCUAUCUCUAUUGUCUUCUAACUCUGCUAUUGAUGAGGAGGAUUCCACCAUAGCUAGACUCUUUGAUGUAUUAACUGGAUUAGGGUAUCUAGAGAGCUACAUAUCCUCUCUAGAGUGGACUCAUUAA
Molecule: messenger RNA, 480 nt
Organism: Striga asiatica
Lineage: Eukaryota; Viridiplantae; Streptophyta; Magnoliopsida; Lamiales; Orobanchaceae
Source: the annotation of a GenBank genome assembly